AUGGUGAAUGCCUUCUUGAUGACAUUAAAGUUUCGUACAAAACUUGUUGAAAAACGUUAUGCAGAAUCUGUUUUUCAAACAUUUUGUUUUUCAAUAUACAGUAUUGAUAAUCCUUUUAUAAAUAAACAAAAAUAUGCAACACUCAAAAUAAAUAGUACAACUGGUAUUAAAACUUUAAAGGGUUCAGCUCUACAUCAACAAAAUAUAUUAGUUCGUACACUUGAACCAGCUCGACAUAGUUUAAAAUUAGCAAAUACACAUUCACCAAAAUCUAUAUCUUUACAUGAUAAUGAACAAUCAUUAACUGGAAAAUCAACAAUAGCGACACCAUCGACAAUACAUGAAAGUGAUGAAGGAAUCGUUGAAAAUAACAGUGAUGAUGAUGAAGAUGCAGCUCGAUCAUCAAGUCUUAUUGUAACAACAUAUGCAUCAUUACGUUCAACAAUACGUAGAACAACUGUUACAUCACUUACAUCAGCUAUUUCAUUAACUGGUUCAUCAAAUAUGAUUGAGAAUAAUUUGAAUGGACAACAAUUAAUUCAUUCAACGAAUAGAAAUAAUAAUAAUGGAAUCAACUCAACAAUAGCAAUGAAUACAAUGUCAAUGAUUGAUACAUUCAUGACUACGAGCGAUGAUUCAUUUCGAAUAUCACAUAUUCACCAAAAUUUUAGUUUCUGCCGAAGAUAA
Rotaria socialis is the source of this 687-nucleotide messenger RNA. The record is from the annotation of a GenBank genome assembly. NCBI's taxonomy places the organism in Eukaryota, Metazoa, Rotifera, Eurotatoria, Philodinida, Philodinidae.